AUGAAAUCUCAAAUCUCGGAACACCAUGUCCAACAAUUAACUUCCCACACCAUAGGAAAUGCUAGAUGUGUGAGCUUCAGGCAGAGGCUCUACAACCAAUCAGGAAACUCGAAACCCGAUUUCACCCUUGACCAAUCGUACGCCGCCAAGCUGCGGGCCGGGUGCCCGAGAUCCGGUGGGGACCAGAACCUGUUCGUCUUAGACCCUGUCUCGCCUACGAAAUUCGACAACAGUUACUUCAAGAAUCUGUUGAGCAAUAAAGGCCUUUUGAGUUCUGACCAAGUUCUGGUCACUAAGAACCGACAGUCGCUCGAGCUCGUGAAGAAAUAUGCCGAGAAUAACGAGCUUUUUUUCGAGCAGUUUGCAAAGUCGAUGGUUAAGAUGGGGAAUAUUUCGCCGUUGACCGGGAACAGGGGAGAAAUCAGAAAGAACUGCAGAAGGAUUAAUGCCUAA
Messenger RNA from Striga hermonthica, 453 nucleotides. The record is from the annotation of a GenBank genome assembly. NCBI's taxonomy places the organism in Eukaryota, Viridiplantae, Streptophyta, Magnoliopsida, Lamiales, Orobanchaceae.